Corylus avellana is the source of this 1968-nucleotide messenger RNA. RefSeq names its product vacuolar cation/proton exchanger 3. Gene Ontology annotation, cellular component: plant-type vacuole membrane. NCBI's taxonomy places the organism in Eukaryota, Viridiplantae, Streptophyta, Magnoliopsida, Fagales, Betulaceae. Gene Ontology annotation, molecular function: calcium:proton antiporter activity. The record is from RefSeq and is a predicted model, not a curated record. Gene Ontology annotation, biological process: intracellular calcium ion homeostasis; calcium ion transmembrane transport.
CCUGAAUAAUACCACAAAGAGAGAGAAGAGUACUUCCAGGGGACUCUCCCACUCAUUUUUACACAAAAUUAUCACAACUGGCCGGGGCUGCUUCUUGUUUAAUUGUAUACAAUAUGGAUAUGGAGAAUGGAGACUCUAAGGGCUUGAUAGUGGAGAAGGAGCACCACCACAACGGGCGGACGAUGCCACAAAACGUGUCGUCGACAUCGAUUUUGCGCAAGAAGUCGGAUCCCAUGCUUGUAUCAAAUAUUAGGUUCAAAAUGCUUAGACAAUUCUUGGCUAAUCUCCAGGAGGUGAUCCUCGGCACCAAGCUCGCCGUGCUCUUCCCCGCGGUUCCCUUGGCAAUCGUUGCCGACAUGUAUAGCUUUGGAAGACCUUGGAUUUUUGCUUUGAGCUUACUUGGACUCGCGCCGCUUGCUGAACGUGUCAGCUUCCUCACCGAGCAAAUUGCAUACUACACUGGUGCAACAGUUGGAGGGCUCCUGAAUGCGACAUGUGGCAAUGCAACAGAGCUAAUAAUUGCAUUAUUUGCUCUUCGCCAAAACAAAAUACAUGUUGUGAAGUAUUCCCUUCUGGGUUCCAUCCUUUCAAACCUUCUUCUUGUUCUUGGCUCCUCUCUCCUCUGUGGAGGCUUGGCCAACCUUCGAAAGGAACAACGAUACGACAGAAAACAGGCCGAUGUGAACUCGCUCCUUCUGCUGCUUGGAUUGCUAUGCCACCUGCUGCCAUUGAUGUUCAGAUAUGCCACAGCUGGGCUAGAGAAUUCCACGGCUCUCUGUACCCUUCAGUUGUCAAGAGCAAGCAGCAUUGUCAUGCUUGUAGCAUACGUUGCAUACAUCUUCUUCCAAUUAAAAACCCACCGGCAAUUGUUUGAUGCACAAGAGGAGGAGGAGGAAGAAGAAAAGGCAGUGCUAGGAUUUUGGAGUGCUUUUACUUGGUUGGUUGGCAUGACAAUUAUCAUAUCUCUUCUAUCCGAGUAUGUUGUUGGAACAAUCGAGGCUGCAUCAGAUUCUUGGGGAAUUUCUGUUAGCUUCAUCAGCAUUAUCUUGCUACCAAUCGUUGGAAAUGCAGCAGAACAUGCUGGAUCAAUCAUAUUUGCAUUCAAGAACAAAUUGGAUAUAUCCCUGGGUGUGGCUCUUGGGUCUGCAAGUCAAAUUUCCAUGUUUGUGGUUCCUUUGAGCGUAAUUGUUGCUUGGAUAAUGGGUAUCGAAAUGGAUCUUGAUUUCAGUCUCCUGGAAACUGGUUCUCUUGCUUUCUCCAUAAUUGUCACAGCCUUCGCUUUACAGGAUGGAACUUCACAUUACAUGAAAGGGGUCGUUCUUUUCCUAUGCUACAUUGUCAUUAGUGCUUGCUUUUUUGUUCAUAAAAUCCCACCGCCAACUAAUCAAACAACCGUCAACAUAGGAGUUGGACUGUCCUCUGGAUCAGGCUUAACCGCUUGAUCAGCUGGUUAAGUGGUUUGGGAUUUACAUCCCAAGCUAGCCAUAGGAUAUUGGUGAGGCAGUGGAAAACUUUGAUUAAUUAAUUCCCAAUUUCAAUUAUAGAGAGUUGUGGGCCAACUGAGAGAGAGAAAAAUCAAAGCUAUGGAGGGGGGGCUUCUUAAACUUGGACAAGAAUGGAAGUUCCUGUUGAAGAUGUUUGUUUGUAUAUAGAGAGUUGUAGCUAUCUCUAUGUGUCUCUCUGCAGACUGCAAUAAGGUUUUGUUUCAAAAAAAAUUAGGUCAUAAGUGGUGGCAUAUGGCAAAGUGCUUUUGUUUUUGUUUUUGGUUUUUUUUUGGUUUUAUUUUCAGCUUCUUUUUCAUGACCCAAGUUGCAUGUUUUAGUUUUUUAAGCUGAUCAUGAUCAUAUGCUGCUGAAGCAAAGGAAAUUGCAUUACAUCUAUCGAUCUUUUGAUGUACAAUAAGAAAAUUUGGCCGAGUGUCAGAUUCCAAUUUUUAUAUUUAAAUAAAAUUUCUGGAGUGUUAUAAAA